AUGAAAACACUGGAUGCUAAUAUGAAAGAUAUUGUUGUAUUACAAGAUGAUAUACCGGUAUAUAAAGGUACAUUAAAUGUUACAACUGGACAUAUUUUGAACAUUAAGAAACCAGAUAACGAUGAAAAUGCUCCUCAUGAUGUUGAAAAGCUUAUCGAGCCUACUUUUGUAACUGAUAAUUACGGAAUCAUUCCAUUUUUCAGAAGAACAAAGAAAGUUUCAAUUAAAAUUUGGUCGUCCUACAACAAUUCCCCGAAGUGGGGUGUUUCUCACUUCAAACUUUUCGAUUAUCAAGGCAAAGAAUUUGAUUAUCAUCAAGGUAUUACAAUUCGAGUCGAAAAUUCCGGUAUUCUUGAGUCAAUCGAUUUGUUUAAUAAGGAUAAUAUUACUCAAGGCGAUCUAAAUCCAGGAACAGAAAUUACCUUUAAUUUUGAAAACUCUGUACAUAUCGGCGCAAUGCUUAUUUACAAUUAUUAUGAUGCCAAUAUAAAGGCGAACUAUGGCAUUUGUCACUGUUCUAUUUAUUUUAAUCAACAACUUCAAUGGGUUGGUAAGAUUCCAAUGAGAGUUUUCAAUCAAGAGAAGUGGAAGCCAACAGAUCCAAUGCCAAUAUUCUUCGUUGACGGAGAAGGUCUUCAAGAUAGAGUUUACGGUCAAUUCUAA
Molecule: messenger RNA, 663 nt
Organism: Trichomonas vaginalis G3
Lineage: Eukaryota; Parabasalia; Trichomonadida; Trichomonadidae
Exons: 1
Coding region: 1-663 (220 amino acids)
Source: RefSeq, a predicted model, not a curated record